Molecule: messenger RNA, 839 nt
Organism: Bombyx mandarina (wild silkworm)
Lineage: Eukaryota; Metazoa; Arthropoda; Insecta; Lepidoptera; Bombycidae
Biological process (GO): regulation of transcription by RNA polymerase II
Molecular function (GO): DNA-binding transcription factor activity, RNA polymerase II-specific; RNA polymerase II cis-regulatory region sequence-specific DNA binding
Source: RefSeq, a predicted model, not a curated record
GAAGAAAAACAAAAAUGGAGGCAACCAUGAAACCUUAUGUUUGUAAAGUCUGUAAAAAAUGUUUUGUAUUUAAAGAGAACUUUAAAACGCACAUGAGAAUGCAUCCUUCUGAAAAACGUUAUGGUUGUGAAGUGUGCGAAAAACGCUUUACACGAAUUGCUGAUUUAAAAACACACAUUAGAAUACAUACUGCGGAAAAACCUUACAUUUGUGAAAUAUGUAGAAAAGGUUUUUCCCAAAUUAGUAGUUUAAAAUCUCAUAUAAGAAUACAUACUGGAGAAAAACCGUACAUUUGUGAAGUGUGUAGAAAAGGUUUUACCCAAAUUCAUCAUUUAAAAUCUCAUCUAAGAAUACACACUGGAGAAAAACCGUACAUUUGUGAAGUGUGUCAGAAGUGCUAUGCACGAAAUUAUAUUUUGGAAAUACACAAAAGAAGACAUACUGCAGAGAAACCUUAUGUUUGUGAAGUUUGUAAAAAACGUUAUGCACAAAAUAGUUCCUUAAGAGCACACAUGAGAGCUCAUACUGGAGAUAAUUCUCAUGUCUGUCAAGAGUAAAGUAAAAGCUUUGCAUACCUAUCUAAUUUGAUAAUUCAUAUGAGAACACAUACUGGAGGGAAAGCUUAUGUUUGUGAUGCGUGUGAAAAAAGCUUGUUGGGAUUGAGUAAUUUAAAAAUCCACAUAGCAACACACACGGCAGAGAAACCUUAUGUUUGUGAUAUGUGGAAACAAUCUUUUGCACAGAAGAGUUAUUUAAAAAAACAUAUACCUAAAACACACUGCUGAAAAACUUUGUUUGUGAAGUGUGUUAAAAAGACUGCACACUUUCAUUGUUAAAAA